AUGAAUGAUACCUUUAAAGAAACCAGUUUGGGACCGAGUUUGGAUUCUAGACAACAUGAAUCUAUACGCAGUUAUUAUACCCCUUUUCCUGCAAUGUAUCCUUCUUGGGAGUCAUUUGCAACACAAAAAACACAGCAACGAACUUAUCCUAACAAG
Messenger RNA from Racocetra persica, 156 nucleotides. The record is from the annotation of a GenBank genome assembly. NCBI's taxonomy places the organism in Eukaryota, Fungi, Glomeromycota, Glomeromycetes, Diversisporales, Gigasporaceae.